CCUUUGUGCACGUCGCGCCUAUUGUUCCCAUGAUAAAUGCUUACACUUCAGUCCCCGUGAGCUUGGCUUUGUGAUCACUUGACGCAUAACAUGUAAAAGAAAAAGACUUUCAAGGACUCCAACCAACUCCUUAAUACACUCCAGACAUGGCCGGGUGCAUUAAGUACCUAAAGACUGCUUCGGGGAUCCUUAAGAUAGCAGAGACUGUGACAGUGGCCACCACCUUUGGGCUCUUCAGGGGAAUUCCCUUGACCUUUGGCGACACCCAUCACUUCGCCGGCAACGUAGGAACCGAUACGGACUUCUUUGCGGGUGGGGUCAUGGUCACUGCGCUGAUUGUGACUCCUUUGUUCUUCGUGUUUUAUCUCCUGGGGCGGAAGGAGAUCAGGAAGACAGGGAUGGAAAUCGUACUGAACUUCAUCCUCUGCAUCUUCCUCUUCAUAUCCGGUUCCCUGUGUCUGGCCUUUUAUAACUCGUCUCCCUUACCUAACCCUUGGAACAGCAAACAAAAGGAAGGAAUUACGAUGGGCGUCUUCUGCUACAUCUCCGCCAGUUUCUAUUUGGCAGACACCCUCGUUGCCCUCAGGAACUUUUGUCGAAAAGAAACCGAAACGGAUGCAUGACGGUAUAAUGGUUAUGAGAAAACGGAAAUAAAGAGAAAACGGGAAUAAAGAGAAAACGGGAAUGAUGCGGAGAUAAAGAGAAAACGGGAAUGAUGCGGAGAUAAAGAGAAAACGGGAAAGAUGCGAAAAUAAAGAGAAAACGGGGAAAGUGUGUAAAUUAAGAGAAAACUGGUGUGAUGGUUCAACAACUGGAGGGUAGACUAAAUAAAGAUUUAUAUAUAAUUUUUUCUCA
Messenger RNA from Penaeus chinensis, 855 nucleotides. RefSeq lists its product as uncharacterized. The transcript is spliced from 4 exons. NCBI's taxonomy places the organism in Eukaryota, Metazoa, Arthropoda, Malacostraca, Decapoda, Penaeidae. The record is from RefSeq and is a predicted model, not a curated record. Gene Ontology annotation, cellular component: membrane. Bases 147 to 623 code for a protein of 158 amino acids.